Molecule: messenger RNA, 1365 nt
Organism: Anopheles darlingi
Lineage: Eukaryota; Metazoa; Arthropoda; Insecta; Diptera; Culicidae
Product: homeobox protein Nkx-2.5
Exons: 3
Coding region: 1-1365 (454 amino acids)
Biological process (GO): cell differentiation; regulation of transcription by RNA polymerase II
Cellular component (GO): nucleus
Molecular function (GO): DNA-binding transcription factor activity, RNA polymerase II-specific; RNA polymerase II cis-regulatory region sequence-specific DNA binding
Source: RefSeq, a predicted model, not a curated record
AUGCUGCAGCAAGGGUUCUACGACGCGAAUAACCCAGACAAUUGUAGUGGCAGUGAAGCGAACAACAAUACACCCUUCUCGGUGAAGGACAUUCUCAAUAUGGUUGAAUCGGGCGGUGGAACUGUGGAUGGAUACCUCAGUUGUCAAAUGGAAAGCUCAUCGAAUCACUUCUCAUACACCUCAUAUCCCGGCUACGAUGCAACGUAUCAUUCGUCCGAUCCGUACGGCAUGAUAUCGCACAGUUAUCUCUCUCAAGCGCAUCACCAUCACGAUGUACCCUACGGACCUUCGUCGUACGAUUUCAGCCCACCGACGGGUCCUAGUAAUCAGGCUAGUGGGCAUCUUCCUCCUCCGCAUUACUCUCAUGUGCAACCCUUCGUCUACCACAACGCGCCCCUCAGCGCAUCUUGCGUUCUCACUGCGCACGCCACCUCCAGCCCUGCCCUUAGUUCCGUCGCAAGCUCCAAUGGCUCGGAACAGGAGCAAUGUUACGAAGGUUCGACCAAAACAACUCCCCUAUCCUGCAGCAUCAACGGUGGUAGCCAGCAGUGCAGUUAUCAGCUACAGGACGUCCGGGGGAUCAUGCUCGAUGCAAGUCCAUCGUUGGACGAAUUACCAACCACGGGAAGUCCGGGGCAGGGGCAGAAGAUCAAAGUCGAAUCCUUCACCACGACCGGCUCGACAUGUGUCACCUCGGAGCAUGUACAAGAACUGGACAGUUUGUGUCAGAUGAAUAACAGUAACGAUGAGGAGCUUCGGCAAAAAGAGAGCAACACCCAGCUGGUGACAUCGUCGCGGUGUGAACUGCGGAAGAAUGGGAAGCUGCGUGCCAAACGGAAACCUAGAAUUCUAUUCUCCCAAGGCCAGGUGCUGGAGCUGGAACGGAAAUUUCGGCAACAACGCUACCUGACGGCCCCAGAGCGCGAAACGUUGGCCAGCAUUUUGAAGCUCACACCAACGCAGGUGAAAAUUUGGUUCCAGAAUCGACGUUACAAAUCGAAACGGAUACAGAUAGAGGGUGGCCACUCUUCAUCGCUCAAGUGUGACGGCACUUCCACCUCCACCAAGUGUCCUUCCGAUUCGUGCUCCAGCAGCAAGGACUACGAGGAGCUAUCAUUAGGAACCACAUCGACGGGAGCUUAUGGACCACCAGCAUUUCUUGGUAGUAAUUCCGGUAACUCCGGAUCUCUUGCCAUCACCGCUAGCCUUAGCUCUUCGGCAACGUCGAGCGGAAUAGCUCAUCCACCACCACCGCCUUACUCUGCCUAUGGCAUUCACUACUCGGACCAGUACUCGACCCCACCACCUCUACCAGCAUCCUCAGCUAACGCCUCGUACUACGAGCAGAAAGCUACCUACUGGUAG